AAAAGAAAAUACAAUAGGAGGGACACACGAAAUUCGAGAAGAUUCAAAUGCAUGUAUUGAUGUUAGAGAUAACUCGGACAUACAAACAAACUCAACGGAAGAAGACGUAGUAGAGAAUGAAAUGUUGACAACUCCAUAUAGUGUCACCGACAAAGAUGCACGUUGCUUACUUGCUUUAUUAAAGUCAGACAAAGCAAGCAACAACAAAGGUCAAUGGGAUGACAAAGAAGAAGAUCACAUUAAAGAAAGUAUGUCUAUGUCAAUGAAACUUAAAUGCAUGCGAGAUGUAGAGCUUAAAGUUCUUGUAAGGUACUUUAGAAAGACGCGAAACUUGACACUGAACGAAACGGCAACUAAAACUCGCAAAUUAGAAGAACUUUCAGGAAUGCUUGGACUAUCAAAGCCUGAAACGGAAAAAGGAUCUUCGAAAAGGUCUUCGAAAAAACAGUAUCACACCAAAUCAUUGCGUGAUUUAGCAGUCAAAGUACUAACAACUAAAGUUUCAAAGCAAGCAUUAAACUGUGCUUACGCAGAGAUCAUUUGGAACGAUCAGUAUAUCAAGUGGAAAUCUGAAGCUCCAGUUUUGGACAAAAUUAGUAUUAAUGAGACUGGCAUUUCUAGAGAAUGGUUCUACCACCCAGAGUUCAGUACAGCCAGAAAUCAGCUGGAAGUGAAGUGUAUCGAUGCCACACAUUUGCUUACACGAACAAGAAGGAAAUGUUGUAAAGGUGGUCUUGAUGGGUUAAGCAAUAGUGCUUGGAAAAGAGUUGCAAGAACGGGGAAAACAUUGCUGACUCCAAUCAUGGUGGAUGACAUUACAGAUCCUAUGUCAUCUGCGAUGGCUGCAACCCACUUCUCAGACAAAGUUGAAUCAGAAAUGCGUCAAAUGGGGGAGAUCGAAUCAGCAGAUUUAUGCAGAGACAUUCGAAUGUGGUGGGAGGCAGAGGACUGUUCGGGAAUCCCGGCGCUUGAAAGGUUCAGAAUGAGAGAGAGUCUUCGAAAACGUCUCUUGUCUCAUGUUGAGUUCUGCAAAUUUCCACCACCAACAAUGAACGUUGCAGGAUGGCCAAUACAGCUCUGGGAGGCACUACUGUCACAUAUCGAUGCCAAAACCAUGCUGUACGAACUUUGCCAUGGAGGCUGUUACAACGUUAGAGCGUUUAGUAGUCUAAUUGGAGAAACAUUUUUCUCUGAACUUGUUCUCCAUGACAAGACCGGAUGCGGCACUGUUUCUGCUGCCGAGUUUGGACGUUUCAUUGGAACAGCAACAGAGCAGCUGCAUAUGCGUCAAGACCCAGACAGGAAGUUUUUUUACCGUACUAGUCGCUCCCAUGUGUAUGGCUUGACUGGAUCAACUGAGAGCAGCACUGCACAGCCGACCAACAGUGACGGAUGCAAUACGCAACAGCAGAAUGACAUCAUUCGAAAAAUAAGAUUAAAGGACCACGAAUUUGACAUUCCAAAACGGAAGGAACCUAAACGAAAAUUUGACACCGUGUCAACAAGCAGAAACGCUCUCCAGAAGGGAACGUUGGGUGUCCGAUGGGAGAGGGCAAGACGAAAUGACAGCAAAAUGCUUCUAACAUCAAAAAUGGGAAUUGACAUUGACCCGUAAAAGGAAAUCAUAAUAUCAUACGACAGUUUGUAGUUCUUUAAAAGACAGCUGUCAUUUUUGAUAUUCGUUAACCAACGUUACCUAUAUUGAUUCCGUGUAAUGCUACUGAAUUUGAUUUUGUGUUGCUCUUUCUAUGUUUAUGCAUUGAGGAGCUACCAAUAUUGGGGCCGUAUAAUAUGCUGCCUAUAUUGACGCUGUGGGAUGCUUCAUUUAACGAGGCCUACCGGUAUAUUCAACAUUUUUGGGGGAUUUGAAACAACAACAGACAUAUUGGAUCUAACUUUAUUUUGUUUGCUGUUAUUUGUUUCAAGUUUUAAAAUUACAGUUUCUAAAAAAUGCCAUGUAUCUUGUAUCUUGUUAAUUAAAAAAAAGGUAUCUUUCUUUUAGUUGCAUAAUGAUAAAUAAUGUGGACCUAUAAGGAGAGAGGUAUCAUGAAGCAAAUAAAACAAUCGAUUCCUCUUA
Dreissena polymorpha is the source of this 2077-nucleotide messenger RNA. RefSeq lists its product as uncharacterized. Lineage: Eukaryota; Metazoa; Mollusca; Bivalvia; Myida; Dreissenidae. The transcript has 3 exons. The coding region runs from base 122 to 1615 and encodes 497 amino acids. The record is from RefSeq and is a predicted model, not a curated record.